GACGUAAUCAAUAAUCAUAAUUUGUAAUGGCGGCUCCAUUGACAGUAUUUUUGAUGGUCUUCGGACUUGAUCUAACUCGUAAAUUUUUGAGCGACUUUCUUCCACGGAUGAUAAACAAACGUGGGACUGACGAAAGAGAACUUGUGGACAAUAUCAAACACAAAAAGUAUGAACUAUCUCAAAUAAGUCCUCAGAAUGAAUUCAGCAAAUAUGCGAAGCUGAGACGAGUCAUUGACAAGUUACAAGAAAAAGCAAAAGCGAAAGGAAUUGAGCACCAAAAGAAAAGGAUCAAACUCAAAGGUGCUUUGUGGGUCAUAGGCAUGGUCCUGACAGUAUUAUGUCAUUUGUUUUUGGCAUGGACGUAUCUGUCCUCUCCUCUAAUUAUAUUACCUGAGGAAUGGUUGUACCCUUUGACAGUUGUUUUAAAAUUUCCAACAAAUGUUAAUGGUGCCAUUGGUCUGCCAGCUUGGCUGUUAAUUUGCAACUGUGUAAUUUUUCAACUCAAACAUAUGUGGUCAAUUCUUCCAGAAGCCUUGAGAAGUGACAAUGAAAAUAAGAUAUUAGACUCCUCAUAAGAGAAAUGAUGUAGAUUAGCAUAUUUCAUCAGAACUUGUACAAAGAAACUGUUCAUUAAAUUAUAAAUUAUUUGCUUUAA
This is a messenger RNA of Xenia sp. Carnegie-2017, 655 nucleotides long. Its product is annotated as guided entry of tail-anchored proteins factor 1-like. The record is from RefSeq and is a predicted model, not a curated record. Bases 27 to 575 code for a protein of 182 amino acids. Gene Ontology annotation, biological process: tail-anchored membrane protein insertion into ER membrane. The transcript is spliced from 6 exons. NCBI's taxonomy places the organism in Eukaryota, Metazoa, Cnidaria, Anthozoa, Malacalcyonacea, Xeniidae.